CCCCACCCCACCGCUACCGCCGCCGCUCUUCUCUUCCGCCGAUUCCGAGAGCGACGGGGCGUCUGUGACAUGCGAUCGCUUGCCAAGUGACGGUCCCCGAGUGUGAAGUGCCCGCGAGGAAGUGUGAGCUCCGACGCGGGCGGCAAGGGGAUGACAGCCAUGAAGCAGGAGCAGCAACCCACCCCGGGGGCCAGGGCAACCCAGUCGCAGCCAGCCGACCAGGAACUAGGAAGUAACAGCCCUCCACAAAGAAACUGGAAGGGAAUUGCCAUUGCCCUGCUGGUGAUCCUGGUAGUGUGCUCACUCAUCACGAUGUCUGUCAUCCUGUUAACACCAGAUGAGCUAACAAAUUCUUCAGAAACAAGACUGUCACUAGAGGAGCUUUUGGGGAAAGGGUUUGGACUUCAUAAUCCAGAAGCUCGGUGGAUCAAUGAUACAGACGUGGUAUAUAAAACUCACAAUGGACACGUCAUGAAACUGAAUACAGAAACCAAUGCUACCACAUUGUUAUUGGACAAUUCAACUUUUGUAACAUUUAAAGCAUCCAGACACUCACUUUCCCCAGAUUUAAAGUAUGUUCUCCUGGCAUAUGACGUCAAGCAGAUUUUUCAUUACUCAUUUACCGCUUCAUAUUUGAUUUACAACAUACACACUGGGGAAGUGUGGGAGUUGAAUCCCCCAGAAGUUGAGGACUCAGUGUUGCAGUAUGCGGCCUGGGGUGUGCAAGGACAGCAGCUGAUUUAUAUUUUUGAAAAUAAUAUCUACUAUCAACCUGAUAUCAAGAGCAGUUCUUUACGACUGACAUCUUCAGGAAAGGAAGGAAUUAUUUUUAAUGGGAUUGCUGACUGGUUAUAUGAAGAAGAACUUCUGCAUUCUCAUAUUGCCCACUGGUGGUCACCCGAUGGAGAGAGACUCGCCUUCCUGAUGAUAAAUGACUCCUUGGUUCCUAACAUGGUUAUACCUCGAUUUACUGGGGCACUGUACCCCAAAGCAAAGCAGUACCCGUACCCCAAGGCAGGUCAAGCGAACCCAUCAGUGAAGUUAUAUGUUGUAAACCUGUAUGGACCAACUCAUACUUUGGAGCUGAUGCCACCCGACAUUUUUAAAUCAAGAGAAUAUUACAUCACCAUGGUUAAAUGGGUAAGCAACACCAGGACAGUGGUCAGGUGGUUGAAUCGGCCUCAGAACAUCUCCAUCCUCACAGUCUGUGAAUCUACCACUGGGGCGUGCAGUAGGAAAUAUGAGAUGACAUCUGACACCUGGAUCUCUAAACAGAAUGAGGAGCCAGUGUUUUCCAGAGAUGGAAGCAAGUUCUUCAUGACUGUUCCUGUCAAACAAGGUGGAAGAGGAGAAUUCCACCACAUAGCUAUGUUCCUGGUCCAGAGUAAAAGUGAGCAAAUUACGGUGCGGCAUCUGACAUCAGGAAACUGGGAAGUGAUAAGGAUCUUGGCCUAUGAUGAAACAACUCAAAAAAUUUACUUUCUGAGCACAGAAUUUUCUCCCCGGGGGAGGCAACUAUACAGUGCUUCUACUGAGGGACAAUUGAAUCGCAAUUGCAUCUCAUGCAACUUUAUGAAAGAAGAUUGCACAUAUUUUGAUGCCAGCUUUAGUCCCAUGAAUCAACAUUUCUUGUUAUCUUGUGAAGGUCCAAGGGUCCCAGUGGUCAGCCUUCACAGCACAGACAACCCAUCAAAGUAUUUCAUCUUGGAAAGCAAUUCUAUGAUGAAAGAAACUAUUCAGAAGAAGAAGCUCGCAAAGAGAGAGAUUAGAAUACUUCACAUUGAUGACUAUGAACUUCCUUUACAGUUGUCCUUUCCCAAAGAUUUUGUGGAGAAUAACCAGUAUGCUCUUCUAUUAAUAAUGGAUGAAGAACCAGGAGGCCAGAUGGUGACAGAUAAGUUCCAUGUUGACUGGGACUCAGUUCUUAUUGACACCGAUAAUGUCAUUGUAGCAAGAUUUGAUGGCAGAGGCAGUGGAUUCCAGGGCUUGAAAGUUUUGCAGGAGAUUCACAGAAGGAUAGGCUCAGUGGAAGCAAAGGACCAAGUUGCAGCUGUAAAAUAUUUACUGAAACAGCCAUAUAUUGACUCCAAAAGAUUAAGCAUUUUUGGAAAGGGAUAUGGGGGCUACAUUGCAUCAAUGAUAUUAAAAUCAGAUGAGAAAUUUUUCAAAUGUGGAACCAUUGUUGCACCCAUCUCAGACAUGAAGUUGUAUGCUUCAGCUUUCUCUGAGCGGUUCCUUGGUAUGCCAUCAAAGGAAGAAAGCACGUACCAGGCAUCCAGUGUACUGCAUAACAUUCAUGGUUUAAAAGAAGAAAAUUUAUUAAUCAUUCACGGGACUGCUGAUACAAAAGUUCAUUUCCAGCAUUCAGCAGAAUUGAUCAAGCAUCUGAUAAAAGCUGGGGUGAAUUACACUCUGCAGGUCUAUCCAGAUGAAGGAUAUCACAUUUCGGACAAGAGCAAGCAUCAUUUUUACAGCACAAUUCUCAGAUUCUUCAGCGAUUGUCUAAAGGAAGAAGUGUCUGUGCUGCCACAGGAACCAGAAGAAGAUGAAUAAUGGACUAUCCUUAUACAGAGCUGAAGGGAAUAUUGAGGCUCAAUGAAACUGAACCAAGAGACUGUCUUGUUGUAGACGCUCCAGAAGUCUAAGGGCAGCUUGAGGAGAUAAACCUGGAACAGCACACUCAGACAGUAAACUAGAACUUGGAGACAGACGUUGUCACUACUGUGCUGCCAAGGGUGCAGAAGGUGUUUCGUUGUAAAGGGAAGUUGCAAGGGAUGGUUUCCUGGGAAAAAUUAGUUUCACAUUAAAGUAGGAAUAGUGCAUGUUUCCUUCUGUUAUCCCCUUUUGUUCUGUGACUAGUUACCCUCACUUUGAUUUCAAUGGCCAUGAUCACCUUUGCAUAAAGUGCAUAACGUACCAUCAGUACCACAGUCCCUGAUCUUUGAUGGCUGAGCUGCAAUCUAACAUGUUAAUGUAACUUUAUAAUAAGUGCAAUUCUCUCAUUGUCUAUUAUUAUGCUUAAGAAAAUAUUCAGUUAAUAAACAAAAAGCAGAGUAUUUUACAUAAAGUUCUGUUUUUAAAAAGGCAUUAUUAAAUGAGUCAAGGCUAUGUAGAAAUAUGGAUUUCAGCACCUUCCAAAGUUCAGGCAGUUGUCAGUAGAUAGAAUACUUUUAAAUCAACACACAGAGUGUUUGUCUCACAGUAUAAUAUAAAUAUAUAUAUACACGCACGUGUGCAUAUGCAGACAGUGAGUCUAUCUUUAUAUGUUACUCAUGCUACAAAGGGUAAACUUUAAUGAAUUACAGUGGAUACUCUUUUACAGGCUGCAAUGGAUGCUUCUUUAAUGAGCCAAAUAUGAUGAGACCCUUUUGUUUCCAGUUCAGAUUCUAGCAAUUGCUUUCCUAUAAAUGUUUGGGUUGUGUUUGGUAUUGUUUCUAGUGGUUAAUAGUUUUCUAGUUGCAGUUUACUUUUUUGAAUAUGA
This is a messenger RNA of Apodemus sylvaticus (European woodmouse), 3481 nucleotides long. RefSeq names its product dipeptidyl peptidase like 10 (gene Dpp10). Gene Ontology annotation, biological process: proteolysis. Gene Ontology annotation, molecular function: dipeptidyl-peptidase activity; serine-type peptidase activity. NCBI's taxonomy places the organism in Eukaryota, Metazoa, Chordata, Mammalia, Rodentia, Muridae. The record is from RefSeq and is a predicted model, not a curated record. The transcript is spliced from 26 exons. The coding region runs from base 151 to 2553 and encodes 800 amino acids.